AUGUCAACAACAACAACAACCACACCCUCAAAACGCAAAUCCGACUCCUCCACCCCUCAAACCAUCCACUUCACCUCGCGCACACCAACAUGGACAUAUCUCAAACUUCAAUUAAUAAAUAACCCCCCAACCUCCACAACAUCCACACCCCUCGACCCCCUCACAGCCCGAACCUACCUCUCCGCCGCACUCUCCCAAUUCCUCGGAUUAACGGGAACAACUAUUCCCAUUGAUAUACUCAAGAUAUCGCCGCCAUCGUCAUCAUCAUCAUCUACCGGAAAUAAAACAGGAGGAGCGGGGUUAGGAAGCACAGUAUGGACACGCGUGCCGCGCGAUGAUGCGGCGGCGGUUGUGGCGGCGUUGAGUUCGUGGAUUGGAGGGAGUGCGAGUACGCCUACAAAUACAUCAGGUGCUGGUGAUGUGGGAGGAGGAGGGGGCAGCAUGGCGUGGAGGGUCUGUGCGAAGGGGAAUUAUCUCGGGGCGUUGGUUAAUGGGGGUGGGGGGGAGGUGUUUGUUCCUUAA
This is a messenger RNA of Aspergillus tubingensis, 522 nucleotides long. RefSeq lists its product as uncharacterized. Gene Ontology annotation, molecular function: ribonuclease MRP activity. Gene Ontology annotation, biological process: tRNA processing; intronic box C/D snoRNA processing; nuclear-transcribed mRNA catabolic process, RNase MRP-dependent. The transcript is spliced from 2 exons. Bases 1 to 522 code for a protein of 173 amino acids. Gene Ontology annotation, cellular component: ribonuclease MRP complex; nucleolar ribonuclease P complex. NCBI's taxonomy places the organism in Eukaryota, Fungi, Ascomycota, Eurotiomycetes, Eurotiales, Aspergillaceae. The record is from RefSeq and is a predicted model, not a curated record.